GAUCUACCUAAGCUCUAUGACCGCGUGCCCUCGCUACCAUGUUCCAAUUCUCCUCUCUCGUAACCAACCCCUUCGCAUCCAAACCCAAACCACCCCAAGGCCCCCCUUCACCGCCCACGAUGCCUGAGAACACUACCACCAGCGCCACACCAACCCCAUUCCCUUUCCUGCGCCUCCCCCUAGAGCUCCGCGAACAAAUUUACUCCAUCUACUUCACUCCCUCCGACCACCUUGUCCGCAGCGAAGAACUAGAAGCCAAAGGAUUCUACGGCGGCGUCUACCAAUGGGACUUCAACCUCUGGCUCGCAAACAAACAAAUCUACGCCGAAGCAAAGAAAGUAUGGAGAAGAGAGAACGUCUUCGUCAAGAUAGCUACUCCAUGGCCGAGCGCGGGUAUGUAUCGCGUUUAUCUAAUGGCUACAGACGGUGUGCGAGAGCAAUUGGAACUUACCGGUCGCCGCGGACGCCUGAACCACAUUUCCUCCGAGGGUCUUGUGCCAAUUGUCUGCACGGAUGCGCGCGCCGACGCGUUUAACAAUUUCCAUGCUGUUGUGCAGAUUACCGCGCCGUUCCAUGGCGAGGUUCCAGAACACAUGGUUGUUAUGCUGGUGGAUGACUUGCAUUUAUUUACCAAGACUUGGUAUUACAGUGCGUUGUCUUAUCCUAUGCUUAAUGAUCGGUUGUCCACUACAUUUGUCCUGAAGGACCCGUAUGCCGAGACUGGCGAAGAGGUAGACAUAGAGGAAGGACAGCAAAAACCCAACAUCCCCCUCCCUCUCCAACGCAAACUCCUCCUCCCAUUCGAGCACGUAAAAGGCCUCAACAGCACCCACAUCCACGGCUACUCGCCCGUCGUCCGCGACGAACUUGCCCGCCUCCAAGCCAUCCCCAUCCCCACACUGCGCGAAUCCGUCGAAAACGCUACAGACCACAUGCUAGCUGGCGACGUCCUCCUCGCUUCCGCCACCCCCUCUCCCACCAACACCCUCGCUACCGACGAAAAACACGCCGCCGCCCAACAAGCCCUCGACCUCUACAACAAAGCUUUCCACUCCAUCCACAUCCUCAUCUCAGGCCGCACCCGCCGCGUCCUCGCUGACGACUUCUUCCACGAAGCCAUAACCAGUGGUCGUUACGCAGGGCAAACCGGCAUAACCAUCCGCGUAGUCCUGCGCCUCAAACUCGUCUCCCGCACCAUCGCCGCAUACAACGCCCUCGGCCAAUACGCCGAAGCCGCCUUUUGGGGUUUCCGCAGCAUAAAAAUCUUGCAGGAAUCUCUGAACCCUGAUUUCGAACACUUCCUCACAGAGUUCCUCGAGGGCAGCGAUGUAGGCUGGAUAUAUGUGAGGGCUGGAUUGGCGUUUUGGCAGAUGGAGAGGGAUAGGGAGGCUUGGAUGGGGGAGUGGAUUGGAUAUGCGGAGGAGCCGUUGGCAGGGAGUGAGAGGCUGUGGCAGGAGGCGAGGCGGUAUGUUAAGAGUGCCGCGAGGGAGGGGGUCAGGAAGGAGUUGGAGGGGUAUGGGGUACCGAGCGUUUAUUUGAUGUUUGGCGAUUUCAAAAGUAGGGAGGAGGCGAAGAGUAUGGUUGCGGAUGAUGGGAGUAGUACGAGUGAGGAGUGAGUGAUGUGUGGUGUGGUGUUUGGAGGAGAGAACAGUUCCUCAUGAACUGAGACUCCUGUUCCAGCUUCCUUGUUAGUAAACUGA
Molecule: messenger RNA, 1700 nt
Organism: Alternaria rosae
Lineage: Eukaryota; Fungi; Ascomycota; Dothideomycetes; Pleosporales; Pleosporaceae
Exons: 3
Coding region: 39-1616 (525 amino acids)
Source: RefSeq, a predicted model, not a curated record